Molecule: messenger RNA, 1301 nt
Organism: Astyanax mexicanus (Mexican tetra)
Lineage: Eukaryota; Metazoa; Chordata; Actinopteri; Characiformes; Acestrorhamphidae
Gene: clec19a
Product: C-type lectin domain containing 19A
Exons: 5
Coding region: 191-760 (189 amino acids)
Molecular function (GO): signaling receptor activity
Source: RefSeq, a predicted model, not a curated record
UCUGGACAUGUGCGGGUGGGAAGAGUCUGGCAGAGGGACGGGGUUUUAGGAGACUCACCCACCCUCAAUCUGUCCAACACUCCACACAAACUACUGCAGCACACAGUCUCAGAGACUAAACAUUAAACACACCCAGCCUCCACUCUCGCGCUCUCCCGCUCACUCUCCUGCUCUCGCGCCCUGUCUGAAAAUGCUCUGUUGGGAUCUGUGCUUGGCCUUGUUGUUUAGCAGCCUCCCAGCGUGGGCUCUUCCUUCAACCAACAUCAAAAUCACUCAAGCUCUGCCCCUGCAGCUGCCGGACCCCAGCCAGCCAGUGGCCUGUCCGCUCUUCUGGACCGAGUUUGAGGGCCACUGCUACCGAUUCUUCCCCUUAAACCGCACAUGGGCUGAAGCUGACCUGUACUGUGCUGAGUUCUCCAAUGGCCACAAAUCAGCCAAACUCACCUCCAUCCACAGCUGGGAGGAGAAUGUAUUUGUUUAUGAUUUGGUGAACAGCCGAGUCCCGGGAAUUCCAACGGAUAUUUGGAUUGGCCUGCAUGACAGGAGACAGGAGGGAACUCUGGAGUGGACGGAUGGGUCACCGUAUGAGUACAGCUACUGGGACGGGAACCAGCCUGAUGAUGGCAUCCAUCGCAUCCCUGAGGAGGAGGACUGUGUGGAGAUCUGGUACAGACAGAACAGCGCACUAAGAUCCUGGAAUGACAACAGCUGUGGCAAGGCCUUCCCUUUUGUCUGCAAGAUCCCCACGCUGGAUAACUAGCCUCCCGCCUGAUGUUUGCUUGUUUUGUGUGCAUCUCUGCGUGAUGUCCUGUCACCUCCCGGUCACGGCAUGGCAAACUGGGUCUCCUCUCAUCUCUGUCCCUGCGGACACUGAGCUCCUCCAGCUGCCCCUUCUCCUCCUCUCACCGCACUCCACCAAGGUCCCCCGUCCAUCUGGGCCUCAUUUAGACCAGUGACACACCACUGCACACCCUCUCUGCAAGCUCGCUUUCAGAAACACAGCAUCGUUUCUUUCUCCUGGAGCUGCUGGAUCAUCACUCAUACUGAUGUUAGGGCUGUUUUGAAUGUUGUGAAGGAUUACAGCAGUCUGUUCUCAUUAAAAAAAAAAAAAGACCGGGAGAGUUGCUCGGCUGGCCGCUGGGCAUUUGGAUGUGGAGACUGUGUGCGUUUUCUCAAGCUGAAGGUCUUCGGAAGUCCCCACCCUCACCAGUUGGCUGCUCCAACACUAGGAACAUGAUUUGCUUGCAUUAAAGUUAAAUAUAAUUGUUGUGGAUCCUUUACAUAUAAAAUAAUUCAAUAAU